This is a messenger RNA of Conger conger (European conger), 3585 nucleotides long. RefSeq names its product cip1-interacting zinc finger protein-like. The transcript is spliced from 15 exons. Bases 407 to 2695 code for a protein of 762 amino acids. Gene Ontology annotation, molecular function: nucleic acid binding; zinc ion binding. Lineage: Eukaryota; Metazoa; Chordata; Actinopteri; Anguilliformes; Congridae. Gene Ontology annotation, cellular component: nucleus. The record is from RefSeq and is a predicted model, not a curated record.
ACAGGUGGUAGCUGGUAUUUCAAUCUGGUCAAAGCUGGAUUUUACACCAUAGUAUAACCUAAUGUAGGUUUAUUGGCUGGUGUUAGAGGGGGUCGUGGGUCAGCACCGAUAAUUAGAUGUCAAAUUGGCUAGCAAGUAACGUUAGCGGUGAUUUAAGUAAUUGGAAAUAAUUCCGGUUGGAUUAACCAGAAAAGUAGAUGGGGAUCAAUGUUAUAUGUAUAACCAUUUUCUUUUGAGAUUGACAGCUAGAUUGCUGAAUACGAAAGGUAUUAUGCAUUGGCUAUACUGGGUUUAUUGUAGAUUAUCAUGCAAGUAUUUUUAUUGCUGUUAGAAGGAAAAUAUACCACUACGAAAUAAACAAUAAUAUCAGCAAAUAGAUUGCUAGCCUGCAAGCAAAAGCGCGAAGAUGUUCAACCAGCAGCAGCAGCAGUUGCAACAGCACCUGCGGCAACUCCAACAUCUCUUUCAACACCAGCAGCGACCGCCUCCUCAGCCUUCCUCAUUGCACCCGAUGGCGCACCAUCACCAUCACCAUCAGCAAAUAGGCCGGCCCGUGUCUGCUCCGGCGCAAGCUCCUCCCCCCCGCAUGGUCAGGCUGAGCUCUGCCUCCCAGGCGACCGUCAUGGCCCCAAACCCCAUGAUGCACGGCGCUGUCAUGAUGCAGCAGCUGCAAGGAAGCAUGCAAGGAUUUGCGAUGGGUGGGCAGCAGUUUACGCAGUUCUUCUCAGCUGGAUCAAGGUGUUCCCUCCUUGGACCGGCUCCCAUGGGCGUGGCCGUCAAGUCUCCGCACAUGGGUUUCCCCCCACGACACUACCACCCUCAUGCCCAGCACUAUAACAAGGACUUUGCCGCGCAACAGACAGACAGGAGAAAGGAGAGUGAGCAGAGGGUGGUCAGGGCUACGGAUGGUGAAUUGGGCGCCAAAACAGGGGCUGAAACCAACGUCAGGGCUGUCAGCACAGAGGGUGCGGUGGCCGCAGACACCACACCCUCUGCCCAGUCGCAGGAAGGGCCUGCCCUGAAGAAACCCAGGAUUGACGGCUCUGAAGGACUGAUGGAGGAGCCAGUGGAGGCUAAUGGAGCCCUGAGUUCAGAUUACAAAGCCCCUGCUGAUGCCAAGGGACCUGCAGAUGCUGUGACUCUUGAAGAGGGGGAAAGCAUGGCUGGGCCCGGGACCAUAGAGUUCGUUGAGGAGUGUAGAGCACCUGAGGUGGUCGCCGUGGGGACCAUGCUGAAAGUCACCAUCCAGCAGAGCAAUGAGAGUCGCGCCUUCAACACGGGAUUGGAGGAGCAGCCAGGGGGCGGGGCAGGGGCGGGGCAGGGCGAGGCCAGGGACUCGGACCGAGAUGCUGCCAGCAAGUUCUUCUGCUACAUCUGCAGCACCACCUGCCACGACCAGCAGAGCUUUAAAAGUCACAUGAAUGGCCUGGCCCACCAGCAGCGUAUGAUGGAGAUCCAACACAUGAGUAACGCCUGCCUGGUCACACUGCUUCCUCGUGUGCGAGAGUCUCUGGAGAGAUACGGGGAGAAGAGGCCAGGCCCACAGCGGUGGUGUGCCACCUGCCAGACCCACUUCCACGGUGACCUCAUCCAACACCGCAGGACCAAAGAGCACAAGCUGUCAAAGUACUCCUCCCGCCCUUUCUGCACCGUCUGCAAACGGCACUUCAGGACACCCCGCAAGUUCGUGGAGCACAUGAAGUCCCCCGAGCACAAGCAGAGGGUGGAAGAGCUGCGUGAAGAGGGCCUACCAGAGGUGCUGGAGGAGCUGAUCACCGUGGAUGCAGUGGGCUGCUUUGAGGGAGAGGAAGACUACGAGGAAGAACCCAAUGAACAGGAGGAAGAGGGAGAGGAGGAGCAGGAGCAGGGCAAUUCACAUAGCCAGUUGUUACAGGGAGGGCAGACUUCCCACAAGGAGGAGGUCACGCUGGAGGAUAUGGCGGAUAACGAGGAGUACGACCCCAACACGCAGUACGGGUCCAGCUUUGUGGUUCCGGUGGCUGGGUUUCUCUGCAGGCUCUGCCGCAAGUUCUACCACUUUGAGUCCACGGCCCGGCUCUCACACUGCCAGUCCCUCGCACACUUCCAGAACCUGCAGAAGUACAGGGCCCUAAGGAGACAGGAGGACACAACUGAGCCGGACCCCUGCAGCGAUGGUGUCGAGGAAACGCAUGGAGGCGCAGGAGAGCAGGAAGAGGAGGAGGAGGAAGAGGAGGAAGAGGAAAAGGAGGAGGAGGAGGAGAACAGUGCCUCCCUUGAUCCCAUCAGCCUCCCUCUGGGGGCGGUCAGUCCUCGCCCCCGGGACCGGACGGUUUGGGCACGUGUCCCUGACGAAGGUCACGGCUCCCGCUCGAGCCGAACGCACCCGGGGGGCACCGCCAGGCCCAAUCUCCGGGUCGCCGUCGGCCCUCCGGCCCGUAAGCGCCCGCGGCCUGGAUCCCCCCUGGACCUUACCUUCGCAGCUGCCCCCCUGCAGGGAGACUCCCUGGCGGAGGAGAGCCAGAGACAGGUCAUCUCUGGCCAGCGGGCCCCUCCUUCUGAGGAUGCUGAGGAGCCGGCUGUGGAGGACCGGGCAGCAGCAGAAGAAGAAGAAGAAGAAGAAAAGGAAGUGGUGGCCAUCACGGAAGGGGAGGCAGCAAUGGGACGCACACGGGCAACUUCUAAGAAAAAAGCGGGAAGGACGAUGCGCAGAUGACGAGAGAGGAAAAUAGAGGGAACGACAGAACUUGGAAUAAUUUGGGACUAUUUUGUUGGAUCUGUCUCAUGAGCCUGCGCAGUCCGUUGAUGGACCAAUGACAAACCUGCUGGCUGACCGCCGGGUCCCACUGCUGCUAGCACGGGAGCACUUUAGUGGGAGGGUAAAGAUGUGCUGUUUUAAAGUGAAUCGUGUUGGAGACAUGGAGUGUAAAAAAUGUGCAGUUGCAGUUUUAAAUUAAAUAGUGUUGGGGACAUGAAUCGUCAUGAAACCAAAAAUGUGGAGAAGCGGCUGUAUUAGUGACUCACCAAAUAAAACCUAAUGUAAUGUGAUGGUUUGCUGUGGAGAGGGAAACCAUUUGAUUGGUUCUGAGAAAUCAGUGUUUGACCGCUUGUUGUGUACACGGGAAAUCUAUUGUUUCGAAGAAAAAAAGUUAACAUGAAUUCAAUCACAGCAAUCAUGUUUUAUUUUUCCAUUGCACAAUGACACUGAAUUUGACAAUGAAUUUGGCACAUUUGUUAAAAAUGGAGAUUACUUUCAAAUGACAGAACUGUACUUCCGGAUUUCCAAAGCUUGCAUUUUUACAUGAUUUAAGUAAUCGGAAUGGUUUUGCAAGAAAGGUUCAGACUAAAAGUAUAGAUGAAAAAGAAACAAUGCGGUGUUUAUUCAAGUGAAUCGUGCGACUCAAAAUAUGUGCACCAGGAGCUACUAUACAUGGGAAACAUAAAAUAUUGUCAGUGAAAAGAAAAUGGACUGUAAACCCUUUUUAUUUCUAGAUUUCGGCAUAGAAAACUUGACUGAUAUAAAACAUUUGGCAGGCAAUAUGCUGAACACUGAAUGACUGACUGCACUCCUAAAGUAGGCCUGCUGUGUUAUUGUCUCUAGUCAAA